This is a messenger RNA of Spodoptera frugiperda (fall armyworm), 2565 nucleotides long. Its product is annotated as xylulose kinase. Gene Ontology annotation, cellular component: cytosol. Gene Ontology annotation, molecular function: D-xylulokinase activity. Bases 190 to 1779 code for a protein of 529 amino acids. The record is from RefSeq and is a predicted model, not a curated record. The transcript has 11 exons. Lineage: Eukaryota; Metazoa; Arthropoda; Insecta; Lepidoptera; Noctuidae. Gene Ontology annotation, biological process: xylulose metabolic process; D-xylose metabolic process.
GAAUAGUAACAAACAUACGACUGAGCGAUUAAUUUGUGUGCGGAGACUAAUAAAAUACUAUAAUGAUAUCGUGAAAUCGCGUUGGAAUUUUACAAAACGGCAUUCAGUCACGAAAGCUGAGUCGAUAUCGCGUUCCUGAACGCACCUCAGAGCUGUGUCACUGGCCGGCCGUGCUGUCAAAAUAUAAAAAUGACCGAGGAUUCAAGUAAAAGAACUUUUUUGGGAUUCGAUUUUAGUACACAAAGGCUAAAAGCCAUAGUUAUUGGUGAAGACUUUAGUGUACUACAUGAGGCUGAUGUUGAAUUUGAUGUGGACCUGCCCGAAUUUAGGACGGCUGGAGGUGUGGUACGUGGAACUGACCGAGGUGAGGUGAUCGCACCUCCGUUACUAUGGGUGAAAGCAUUAGACAUGGUGAUGGACCGCCUCGUUGUGGCUGGAGUCGACUUCUCUAUCAUUGAAGCGGUUUCUGGAGCUGGACAGCAACAUGGCUCAGUAUGGUGGUCUAAGGAUGCUGAGUCAAAGCUUGGCAAACUGUCUCCGGAUGAGUUCCUCCACACCCAGCUGGCCACGGCCUUUGUGACUGAUUCUCCUGUGUGGAUGGACUCCAGCACCACUGUAGACUGUAAGGAGCUAGAGGAGGCUAUAGGAGCUGAGGAGCUAUCAAAGAUCACGGGAUCCCGUGCGUACGAGCGGUUCACAGGUCCUCAGAUCCGUAAGAUGUUCAGGAAGCGGCCGCGGGUGUACCAGGCGGCAGCCAGGAUCUCGCUGGUGUCGUCCUUCGCCUGCUCGCUCCUGGCCGGCAAGAUAGCCCCCAUAGACCUCGCUGAUGGCUCCGGCAUGAACCUCCUUGAUAUCAGAACUAAGCAGUGGGAUGAGAAAUGUUUGCAGGCGUGUGGUGAUGAAUCUCUGUCUUCCAAGUUGGGUACCCCAGUGCCCAGUGCCACGGUGGUGGGCUCUAUCAGCCCCUACUUCGUGGGCCGAUACGCGUUCAAACCCGACUGCAAAGUGGUCGCCUUUACUGGAGACAACUGUUCAGCUCUUGCAGGUCUCCGCCUCCGCUCGGGUUGGGUGGGUCUGUCCCUGGGUACGAGCGACACGCUGCUGCUAGGGCUCCAGUCCCCCGCGGCCCCGAGCGCCGGCCACGUCCUGGUGGGCCCCACCCCCGACGCCCCCUACAUGGCCCUGCUGUGCUUCGCCAACGGAUCGCUGACCAGACAGAACCAUCGCGACAGACUGGCCGGCAACAGCUGGGACGCCUUCAAUGAACUACUGCGCGCUACUGUUCGAGGGAAUAUGGGGUAUAUGGGCAUCUACUACGACACGGCGGAGAUAGUCCCGCGCGCGGCGGCGGGGCGCUGGCUGCAGGACGGGGCGGGGCGCGGCGUGGAGCGCGCCGCGCCGCAGUACGAGGCGCGCGCGCUGCUCGAGGGACAGGCACUCGCGCGCAGGGCGCACGCAGAGGACAUGGGCUUCACGCUCGACAAGUCGUCCCGUGUGAUAGCGACGGGCGGUGCGUCAGUCAACAAGGAGCUGUUGCAGAUAUUCGCCGAUGUCUUCGACACGCCCGUCUACGUGCAGGAUCAGCACGCUAACGCCGCGUUGCUAGGAGCAGCUAUCCGCGCCGCCGAGGUAUGGAGCAAGGAGACUGGCAUAACUCUACCUGGUUCCGAGCUGAAAGUGUCACCAGUAGCGACCCCAUACCCGGAUCACGACAAGAUCUACACUCCAAUGCUAGCUCGCUACAGACAGAUCAUUGAAACCAUCCCCAAACUAGGGUAAUACACGAACAGGCUAUCAUCAUAAUAACGUCCAAUACUGGACUUCGCUUGGACUAUAUACUUAACAGAAAUAUACAUAUCACAUUUUUUACGCGAAAUAAUAUAAUACAUGGGACUCGAAAAUAGGUGCUACAUGUAAUGUGCACUUUUACUGACACAAAAAUGGCUCAUGUGUAACUUGGUGCUAAAUAAAGUGCCUACAUGUAUUCCCAAUUGCUGCUAAAGGAUCUGUGGGGCUGCAUUUAAUAGCUAAUGUUUUAAUAUUCAUUAUGAAAGCUUAUUUACCACAUUUUUAAAUAAGGAUAUUCACAUUCCCAGUGAUGAACAUUUUGCUAACCUUAACUCUGCCUAUUCCUUUGAGGUUUAAAGGCGUGAUGUUAGUAAACAUUCCAUUCUAUUCAUAUUUCAUAUUAUACAUCUUUUUCAUACACUUGUUGAUAUUUUUAUUGUUGAUUUUUUAUUAAAAUGUUUCAGAAUCUUGAUGUUUGUGAUCAUAGUGAUAAGCGAUGUAUUUAUUAUAGACAUUUUUAUAUUUAUUUACUUGACAAUCUCAUGGUGCUUUGCUGUGCAAUAUUCCAACAACAUUCCAUUAUAUUGUAAGCAUAAUAGUUAUCAGUUAUUCAAAUGAAAUCAUGUUACUCUAUUAUUGUUAACAGUGCAUUUGUCUGCUUUUAAAAUCUAAUCUGCAAUCAAUUGUUUUAAACUGAAAUAUGCGUUUGAUAUUUACAUAAUUAUAUGAAAUUUUUGUUAAUUUUUAUACGAUUUUAUAAAUAAAUGUUUGCUAUUA